Molecule: messenger RNA, 1690 nt
Organism: Cylicocyclus nassatus
Lineage: Eukaryota; Metazoa; Nematoda; Chromadorea; Rhabditida; Strongylidae
Source: the annotation of a GenBank genome assembly
UGAACAUUUGGUGCGCCUGUGUUUUACUGGCCUUGUUCGCUUCUACUGAAGACAGUACGACAUCGACCUAUGUGGGAACCACGACGAGCACUCGCAUCGAUGUGACGACAUCCACCAGUGCCAAAAGCACACUUGGGACCUCAACGUCAGCUGAAGCCACGACUUCUAGUCCAAAAGUCACAUCAAAGGAAGCGACGAGCACAGUGACUUCGACAGCCAGCACGGACACGACUCUUACUUCAAAAGUCACUUCAACGAAAGCGACGAGUACAGUACGUGAAAGUUCAACGUCGUCUCAAGCCGGGGUCAUGACUUCUAAUGCAAAAAUUACGUCAACAGAAGCGACGAGCACAGCACAUGAAACCCCAACGUCGUCUAAAACCGCGGUCACGACUUCUAGUGCAAGAGUCACCUCAACGGAAGCGAAGAGCACAGUACGUGAGACUUUAACGUCGUCUAAAGCCGCGGACACGACCCUCGGCUCAAAAAUCACAUCGACGGAUGCAACGAGCACUAUGAAGCCAACAGAUGGCGAAGGUAAUACUAAAGGAAUCGCUACAAAACACACAGAGACUCCACGAGGUUCCACCACGAAGCCCGCGAAGCCCAAAAAGAAGGCGCUUGAAUACGAGGAACAUAUUCCCUCAGUUCACUUGGCUGAACAUCCUAAGCAUGCAGAAUAUUUGGAUGGGAAAUGUGUAGACCCAGUAUUUCUUACUAAUCUUUCACGGUUGGGUAAUGAGAACGAACCAUUCGAACUGUAUGAGAAUGAAACGCUGCAAAGGUGUAUCUCUAUGAAGUUCACAUCACUCGCGCAAGAAGACUUAUGCAAGAGUUGGGACGAGCGUUUUAUAGGUGUGAUGUACCGGACUUACGAUGUCGAAGCGGCGAAGGAACUCAUCCGAAUGGGAAACCAAAUAGGAGAAAAAGGUGAUGAUCGAGAUGAUGAGGACGAUGAAGACUAUGAAGACGAUGAAGACGAUGAAGACGAUGAAGAUCGAGCAAAAACCUACACACAAGCAACAGAGGAAACGAAAGUCAUCCGAAUGGGAAACAAAACAGGAAAAAAAGACGAUCAAGCAAAAAUCUACAUACAAGCAGCAAAGGCUGAGUGUUGGACCAAAUAUGCGAACACCAAUACAAAACUCGUUUGCACAUGCGUGAGUCCAUGUUCAAAAUCGCUAUUCGAUCCAGUUCUUGUGAGGAUGAACCACUUGAAGAAGACGACUGACGAAGGCUAUAAUUUGUUAUAUAACCUAUCAUCCCAAAAUGAGUUGCUGAAGCCAUGCGCAAGGAAGGAAGUCAGUCAUGAGAAGUAUGUCUACGCACACAACAACCAGGAAAAGAUGGAGCCAUGCCCUGUUGUGAAUAUACCAGAUGAGCGAGUAGAACGGGCAGUUGCCGUUCUGCAGAGAGCCGUAGAAGCGUAUAAAAGAGGCGAAAAUCCGUUUGAUUACUCUUAUCACGCUGUAACAUGGCAUUACAGUCCAGGAAACCUGCGCAAGAUGUACGGAGUCCGUGAAUUCUUUUACUACGCUUCUUGCUUCUUGCAUUUCCUUCUAAUGUCUGUACUCAUUGCUAAGAUACUGCGUGCAACAAGUAUUGUACUGCUUGAGAUGGACAUAGAAAAUUAGUGUUAGCCGUUAGAAAUAGUUUUUUUUUUGUUGUUGUUUUGUUUCUAGAAAAUGCG